Messenger RNA from Coprinopsis cinerea okayama7#130, 930 nucleotides. RefSeq lists its product as hypothetical. The transcript has 8 exons. NCBI's taxonomy places the organism in Eukaryota, Fungi, Basidiomycota, Agaricomycetes, Agaricales, Psathyrellaceae. The coding region runs from base 1 to 930 and encodes 309 amino acids. The record is from RefSeq and is a predicted model, not a curated record.
AUGCCGGUCCCCAUUACAGAGGGAACUAUCUACCGCUUCGUCAACAUCCAGUUCGCUGCGACUCUCGAAUUGGACCCUCGAGGCCAACGGACAGUGUUGAAUGACUUUACGGGAACUGGUUAUCAACAGUGGGAGGCUCGUCGUGGAAUAGCAGGAUAUUGGAAGUUCCGAAACGUUGCAACGGGCCUUAAUCUGGGAUUUGAUGUGGGAAGGAUUGCAGAGAAUGGCACCCUUACCAUCGGUACCGCAGCUGAAUUCCUCUGGGAAGUGAGACAGGUUAAUGCAGAAGGUCGACAAUGUCUUCACCUCCUCGUUCCAAAUACUAUCUAUGCGCUAGAAGGUUCUUACCCACAGCGCGCUGAGGCAGCAUUCCCAUUCAAUAACGUCCAGGUAUGGGAAUAUUGGAAGGGUCCAAACCAGACCUGGUUUCUUGAUGCAAAGGUAGAUCAGGGCCCGCCCUGCGUCUCUGGAUCCAUUUAUAAGAUCCUCAGCUCGAACGGAAGUAGCGUCGUCCACCUGGAAGAUGAUACAGGAAACGUAUCCGGAUAUCGUUACAAUGAAGGCCGGAACCAGUUGUGGGAAGCCACUGCGUACGAGAACGAGAAAUAUAUGUGGUCCUUCAAAAACGUCUCGAAUGGUCACUACCUCUCUAUUUCCGGAACCGCUAAAGAGGGAACGAGAAUCAUUGGGUCUCCUACCCCAUUCGUCUGGUACAUCGCACCGGAUUCCAUGAUCACUGGGGCCUUCAGGAUGUUCGUUCCUUACACGAAAAUGAACGUGGAUUUACACAUGGGUAAUUCUUCUCCUGGUACCGUCAUCCAUCUGUACAAACGGGCUGCGAAGAAGUAUUGGAGGUUCCAGAAAGUGGGGAGUAGUGACGACAGUCAUCCCAAGACCUCAUUUGCUUUGGGCCCCGCCGAUCCUCACUGA